This is a messenger RNA of Pipistrellus kuhlii (Kuhl's pipistrelle), 3373 nucleotides long. It is a transcript of the gene CNTN6, whose product is annotated as contactin 6. The record is from RefSeq and is a predicted model, not a curated record. Lineage: Eukaryota; Metazoa; Chordata; Mammalia; Chiroptera; Vespertilionidae. The coding region runs from base 93 to 3188 and encodes 1031 amino acids. Gene Ontology annotation, biological process: brain development; cell-cell adhesion. Gene Ontology annotation, molecular function: cell-cell adhesion mediator activity. The transcript has 22 exons.
UUCUGUUUCUUUCAGACUCCGGGGAUUCUGACCAAAACGCAGGCCUUCUCUCCUGCUGAGUUUAUGAGGAACUUCGACUUCAGAAAGUGGCAAUGAGGUUGCUAUGGAAACUGGUAAUUCUGCUGCCACUCAUCAAUGCUUGCACAGGUGACCAGGGUGCCGGGCCGUCCAGCCGCCCCGUCUUCACGCAGGAGCCGCAGGACGUCACUUUUCCAUUGGCCUCGUCACAGUCAGAAGUCACCCUGAGCUGUGCUGCGACCGGCUACCCUCCACCCCAUUACAGGUGGAGGCGGAAUGGCACAGACCUGGAUUUUUCCAUGAGUUCGCACCACAGGUUGGACGGAGGCAACUUGGCGAUCAGCAGCCCACGCUGGGACCAGGACGCGGGCACCUACCAGUGUCUGGCCACCAACCCGCUGGGCACGGCUCUGAGUCAGACAGCGAAGCUCCAGUUUGCAUAUAUCGAAGACUUUGAGACCAAAACGAGAAGUGCGGUGUCCGUCCGAGAAGGCCAAGGCGUGGUGCUCCUCUGCAGGCCACCCCCACACUUCGGAGAUUUAUCUUACGCGUGGACCUUCAACGACAACCCUUUGCACGUCCAAGAGGACAACAGGAGAUUUGUUUCUCAGGAGACAGGCAACCUGUACAUCGCCAAAGUGGAACCGUCCGAUGUGGGCAACUACACCUGCUUCGUAACAAACAGAGAAGCACGGAGAAGUGUGCGAGGCCCACCCACACCACUGGUGCAGCGGCCUGAUGGUGUGAUGGGGGAAUACGAACCAAAGAUGGAAGUGCGCCUUCCCGACACUGUGCAAGCCACCAAGGACUCGUCCGUAAAACUGGAAUGCUUCGCCCUUGGAAAUCCAGUCCCCGAUAUUAGUUGGAGGAGGUUGGACGGAAGCCCGUUGCCAGGGAAAGUCAAGUACAGCAAAUCCCAGGCUACCCUUGAAAUCCCGAACUUUCAACAGGAAGACGAAGGCUUCUACGAAUGCACUGCAGGCAACCUGCGCGGGAGGAACCUGGCGAAGGGCCGGCUCGUUUUCUACGCCCCUCCGGAAUGGGAACAAAAAAUCCAGGACACGUACCUGUCCAUUUAUGACAGCUUGUUCUGGGAAUGCAAAGCCAGAGGAAAGCCCAGGCCCUGGUACACCUGGUUAAAGAAUGGUGAGCGCCUGGGUGCAGAGGAAAGAAUUCAAGUAGAAAAUGGGACACUCACCAUCACUAUGCUUAAUGUGUCUGACUCCGGGGUCUACCAGUGUGCUGCCGAAAACAAACACCAGACAAUCUAUGCAAAUGCGGAGCUGAGAGUAUUAGCGUCAGCUCCUGAUUUCUCCAAAAACCCCGUUAAAAAGACGUCCGUGGUUCAAGUCGGUGGGGACGUGGCCAUCGAGUGCCGGCCGCGGGCCUUCCCCAGGGCCACCGUCGCCUGGAGCCGCGGCGCGCAGGGCCUGGGGCGCAGCCGCAGAGUGUUUGUCUUGGAGGACGGCAGCCUGAAGAUCCAGAAUGCCAGUAGGUCAGACGCCGGGCCCUACACAUGCGUGGCCACCAACCCAUUUGGGGUGGCAAGGAGUACGGGCAGCCUCGUGGUGAAAGAGCGGACCGUUAUCACGGAGCCACCUGCCCCGAUGGACGUCACGGUGGGCGAGAGCAUCGUCCUGACCUGCCAGGUGUCCCAUGACCCCUCCAUGGAGGUCGCAUUUGUGUGGUCUUUCAAUGGACACAUCAUAGACUUAAGAAAGGAUGCGGCUCAUUUUGAAAGGAUUGGAGGAGGCUCUGUGGGAGACUUGAUGAUAAGGAAUAUCCAGUUAAGUCACUCAGGGAGAUACCUCUGCGCGGUGACGACAGCCCUAGAGAGCUUGUUGGCAAUGGCGGAGAUCAUCGUCAGAGGUCCCCCAGGUCCCCCCGAGGAGGUGAAGGUGGAACACGUGUCCAGCACCACGUCCCAGCUCAGCUGGCGGCCCGGCUCGGACAAUAACAGCCCCAUCCAGAUCUUCACGGUCCAGGCGCGGAUGCCGUUUUCUGUGGGCUGGCAGGCUGUCUCCACGGUUCCAGAGAUUCUCAACGGUCAGACGUACAAUGCGACCGUGGUGGGCCUGAUUCCCUGGGUGGAGUAUGAGUUCCGUGUCCUCGCUGGGAACAGCAUCGGGAUUGGAGAGCCGAGCAGAGCAUCCGAACUGCUUAGGACCAAGGCCUCCAUCCCCAUUGUGGCUCCAACCAACAUCCAGGGAGGAGGAGGAAGCCGGUCGGAACUCGUAGUCACCUGGGAGCCCAUCCCUGAGGAGCUGCAGAGCGGCGGGGAGUUCGGCUACCUGGUCAUGCUGCGGCCCGUGGGCUCCGCCACCUGGACCAAGGAGCGAGUCCCAUCCGUGGAGGCGUCGAGAUUCGUGUACAGAAACGAAAGCGUCACCCCGCUCUCCCCCUUCGAGGUCAAAGUGGGCGUGUACAACAGCGAGGGGGAAGGGGCCCUGAGCACCGUGUCCAUCAUCUACUCCGGGGAGGACGAGCCUCAGCUGGCCCCACGGGGAACCUCUGCCCAAAGUUUCUCUGCUUCUGAGAUGGAGGUUUCGUGGACGGCCAUCGCCUGGAACAGAAUCACGGGCCGUGUGCUGGGCUAUGAGGUCUUAUACUGGACUGACAACUCCAGGGAACCCAUGAUUGGUAAGGUCAGAGUCCAUGGAAAUGUCACAACCAAGAUCAUCAUGGGGCUGAAGGCCAACACCGUCUACUUUGCCUCCGUCAGAGCUUACAACACGGGUGGGACGGGGCCCUCAAGCCCUCCGGUCAACGUCACGACCAAGAAGUCACCUCCGAGCCAACCCCCAGCUAACAUUGCGUGGAAGCUGACUAACUCCAAAUUAUGCCUGAACUGGGAGCACGUGAAAACCAUGGAAAAUGAGUCUGAGGUGCUGGGCUACAAGAUUCUGUACAGGCAAAACCGACAGAGUAAAACCCACAUUUUGGAGACAAACAACACAUCAGCUGAGCUGCUGGUCCCCUUCGAAGAGGACUACCUGAUUGAGAUAAGGACAGUCAGCGAUGGUGGGGACGGGAGCAGCAGCGAGGAAAUCAGGAUUCCAAAAAUGUCCAGUCUGAGUUCCAGAGGAGUCCCCAUUUCAGAACCCGGCAUCCACUUCCUGUCUGUGAUAAUGAUUUUUUACUGUUUCGCUCUCAAGCCACUUGAACGGUGAAUGGAUCCAUAAAUCUCGAGAGGCUUCUAAAGGCAAAUCGUUCUGUAAAUACCCUCUCUGGCCCCAUCCCCAGAUACAUUCUUAAUACCGACUUGUUUGGAAAGAAAAAAAAAAGUAUAUUAUUAAGAGCUUAUAAAUAUCUAUGGUACAGUAAUAAAGCAAUUUAAACUCUUUUGAAUUUUAAA